AUGGCUUCAAAGAGGAAAGGAACAUCAACAGGUGAGCCGCAGUCCAAAAGGCAAAAAACUGAAGAUGAGUCUUUUGAAGGUAGCACAAGCCCCAAAACAAGAGAUGGAUCCGGUGAUCUAGCUAAAGCGUCCCAUGGAGCCUCAGAAGAACCACAAUUGGUCGGGGAAAAGGAAGAAAUACAGGAAGAUGGUAGUGGUAUAACGAAAUUUACAUUUGAUGGUGUGGAGUAUAAGUUCAAGGAACGUGCUAGUGUAAUUGAAGAAAAAGAAGGAAAAAUAGAAUUUAGAGUUGUGAACAAUGAUAAUACGAAGGAGAAUAUGAUGGUCCUGACUGGUCUCAAAAAUAUUUUUCAGAAGCAGCUUCCUAAAAUGCCAAAAGAGUACAUCGCUAGGCUUGUUUAUGACCGAAGUCAUUUAUCAAUGGCAGUUGUCAGAAAGCCUUUAACCGUAGUUGGUGGCAUAACCUACCGGCCUUUUGACAAACGGGAAUUUGCAGAGAUUGUUUUUUGUGCAAUAAGUUCCACCGAGCAAGUUCGAGGAUAUGGUGCACAUUUGAUGAAUCACUUGAAAGAUUACGUAAGAUCGACUUCAAAUGUCAAAUACUUUCUGACCUAUGCAGAUAACUAUGCAAUUGGCUAUUUCAAGAAGCAGGGUUUCACUAAAGAGAUAUCACUUGAUAAGAGUAUCUGGAUGGGGUAUAUCAAAGAUUAUGAAGGAGGCACAUUAAUGCAAUGCUCGAUGCUUCCGAAAAUCAGAUACUUGGAUGCCGCAAAAAUUCUGCUACUGCAAGAAGCGGCCAUUAAGAGAAAAGUACGGGUCAUGUCAAAAAGCUACGUUGUAAGACCAGGGCUCCAGCACUUCAAAGAUUUGGAUGACAUCAAACCAAUUGAUCCCAUGAACAUACCCGGUCUGAAAGAAGCAGGUUGGACUCCAGAAAUGGAUGAGCUUGCGCAACGACCAAAACGAGGUCAACAUUAUGCCACUAUGCAGAACGUCUUGACUGAACUUCAAAAUCAUGCAGCUGCGUGGCCUUUUCUACAGCCGGUGAAUAAAGAAGAAGUUCCAGAUUAUUACGAGUUUAUAAAAGAGCCAAUGGAUCUCAGUACCAUGGAGAUGAAACUAGAAAAUAACCGGUAUCAAAAAAUGGAGGAUUUUGUUUACGAUGCGAGGCUUGUAUUCAAUAAUUGUCGUGCCUAUAACGGUGAAAACACUUCUUACUACAAAUAUGCUAAUAGGCUGGAGAAGUUCUUCAACACCAAAAUAAAGGAAAUCCCAGAGUAUACACAUUUAGUCGACUAG
Molecule: messenger RNA, 1299 nt
Organism: Lachancea fermentati
Lineage: Eukaryota; Fungi; Ascomycota; Saccharomycetes; Saccharomycetales; Saccharomycetaceae
Source: the annotation of a GenBank genome assembly